ACUUUAUCAGCCGGUUUCCGAAACGUUAUUCAAAUCUUCGAUCAUCUAAUCGAGCUGUUAGAUUUGAUCAACUGUUAACCAGUGACGAGUUUCUCAAACGUCGAUCAUCUUAAAAUUAUAUGAUCGUAGAAAAUCGAUUAUCUGACAUACGAUUUGGUAUCGAUACUGUCACAAUCGGCUGUCAUCCUUCAAAAUUUCAUUUUAUAACCAAAAAAUUUCAAUCCAUAGUAAAUAACUACAUAAUUUAUAUAAUUAAAAAAUAUAUUAAAAAUGAGCAAUACAAACGGAAAUCCUCCACGCAAAAAUUAUACUGAGAGAGAGAGAGAGAAAUGUUUGCUGUUGGAAAUAAUUGGAAAAUACAAGCAUAUUAAAUUGAAAACAAAUAAUGUACCAAUGCUAUGUCCACCAACCAAAACAAUGAAACCUGGGAAAAAUAGCGCUGAAUUUCCCAGAACUCCCAAGCAGCUGAACACUGCAUAUAUAAACUUAAAAAGGGUCACUAGCCAAAAAGUAGCAGAGGAAAAUAUUCAAAAAUAUAAUGAGCAGAAGGUUUUGGACCAGUUGAAGAGAGACCAAACUGCGGACAAAAAAGACAUACUUGCAACAGGUGGUGGCACAUUUAGGCCUCGUCUCACAGAUGUAGGGGCACAAAUGUUGAGUUUGAUUGGCAAUCAAAUCCAACCUUUACCCAACAGUUGUGACAGUGCAUCUGGUUUCUUCACAUCUGUUGCACAAGACAGUCAAGUGGAAGUAGAUUACCUACAAUUGGAAGACACAUAGCAGACAUCCAAUGUACCCUCUACUUCCACUGUGCUGCUCAGUACACCCACGACAACUGCUGUCCUGCCCAAGAAGACAGCCAAGAUGUCUCAGGCUCGUUCAAAAAAUAAAAAAGUAAAAGAUGUAGGGAGCGAAACCCUUAAUGUAUCUUUUACAAAAAAAAUUGAAACAGCAAGACUAGAAAAAAGAAGUAAGAUAGUAUUUUUCAACAAGAAAAAAAGAAAUUUUAGAAGUAGAGCUUCAAAUAAAAAAAUUCGAUGUCAAUAAAUUAUUCGGUAAUAGUGGUUAGGUAUGUACCUAAUAAAGUAAUUUUAAAUAAAAAUUGUAAUUUCUUUAAAUAAUAAAAUUAAUAAAAAAUG
Diabrotica virgifera virgifera (western corn rootworm) is the source of this 1139-nucleotide messenger RNA. RefSeq lists its product as uncharacterized. The coding region runs from base 271 to 780 and encodes 169 amino acids. NCBI's taxonomy places the organism in Eukaryota, Metazoa, Arthropoda, Insecta, Coleoptera, Chrysomelidae. The record is from RefSeq and is a predicted model, not a curated record. The transcript is spliced from 5 exons.